UUUAUUUAUUUUUAUGUGGUGCUGAUGCUCGAGCACAGUGCCUCACACAUGCUAGGUGAGCAUCCACCACUGAGCCACAGACCCAGCCCAACUGGCUGCUUCUUCACCCCUGGAAAUGGUGUAAGGCCCUCUGGGGAGGAGCUGCCCACAAGUCCUUCAACCUAUCAGGAGAAAGGGUAGCCUUUGCUGGGAACCAGGAAGGAGGGCUCCCUACCAACCCCACUGUCCUUCAGGCUCUGGGUAAUUAAUUCUCUGUGACUCCAGAUGUUCAGCAGCUGUCUUGGCCAUUUCCGCCCCUUCUUCUGACCCCGCAUCCGCCAGGAAAUGUCCCCUCCUGUCCUUGGGCUCCAAGCCACCCCCACCUUCCCUGCACCCCAUUUCCUGAGCAGAGGCAUUUGUGUAGACUUGGCUCCCCUUCUGCAGGGUGGCAUCAGUGUUCCUAAGACUAGGGCACGGCUCCCUGAGUCCAGGGCUGUGGUGGUCUGUUCCCACUGAGCAGCACACUCUCUGCCAGGGCUCUGAUCCUGGCUCUGCCCCUCUGGCCUCUGGGGCUUGUUUUCUCACUCUCCUUUUCUUCCUUCUCCAAGGUUGGCUCUGCCGACUUAACAGCAUAAAUCAAGGGCCUCCAGGGAGGCUAACAGAACUGGCCAGGGAGGAAGCAUUGCCUCAGUGGGGGAGGGUGGAGGUCCAGGACUAGCAAACCCCAUGGGGGUGGGAUGCAUGUUAAGAUGACUGCCUGUAGGGUAACCAAAGGGGAUUCCAUCAGCCCAAGUGCAGGGACAGAACCCCCCAGCCCUGCUGCACUUCCCUGAGCAGAGGGGGUGGGGAACAGAAGGUCACUCCUGCCACAGCUGGUCCAGGCCAGGGGGCUCUUCUGGAGAGGGGACUGCUCCCUUCCUGUCACAUGCUUUCCUGUAUCACCAGAGCUGAUGGUUCUGGGGCACUUGGGCUUCUGUGGGCUGGUGGGGUCAAGGGCCAGGCCAGAGAAGGCAUGGAGUCCCUGAGGACUAGCGGCUCCAGUCUGCUGACCUCUGCUCUCCAGAAUCCGGUCUCUGAUCUCCCCCCUCCUCUAAGGGCAGGUGGGCCUGGCUGGGAAAAAAAGCCUCCAUUUCCAAAGAAUUCUCAGAGCAGAUGAAGCAGGGAGAGUGCCCCCAGGAGGACAAAGCCUCUCCAGGGUUAUCUUUUCCCAGGAAUCAGAACCAAAUGUAGUAUCUGCACUUGUGGCACACGCCUGUAACCCCAGUGACUUGGGAGGCCAAGGAAGGAGGAUUGAAAGUUCAAAGCCAGCCUCAGCAACUUAGGAAUGCCAUAAGCAACUUUGUGAGACUAACCCUGUCUCAAAAAAAUAAAUAUCACCCCCCCCCAAAAAAAAAAAAAAAGCAGAACACCCUCUUAUACUUUUUUUUUUUUUUUGUACUGGGGAUUGAACUCAGGGAUAUUUAACCACUGAGCCACAUCCUCAGCCUUUUUUAUUUUUUAUUUAGAGACAGGGUCUCACUAAGUUUCUCAGGGCCUCACUAAGUUGAUGAGCCUGGCUUUGAACUAGUAAUCCUCCUGCCUUAGCUUCUCCAGGUUGCAAUGGGCAAAAGGUGCAACUUAUGCAGUAGAGGGGGAAAAAUAAAGAAUGUCCAAGCACUUCUGCUCUUUUCAUUGCUUUACUCACUCAAAUCACUCAAUACAAUUUCACUCUAUAGGUUCUUUUUAAAAAAAAUAUAUUUUUUUUGUUUUAGGGGGACACAAUAUCUUUGUUUUACAUUUAUGUGGUGCUGAGGAUCGAACCCAGUGCCUCGUGCAUGCUAGGUGAGCACUCUACCACUGAGCCACAACCCCAGCCCCUCACUCUAUAGGUUCUUAAUUAAGAAAAUGACAAUCCUUAAUGCUGAGCACUGCAAUAGACAUAAUCAAUUCACAGCAAACAAUUCUAAAUUAAUUCUAAGCACUGAAAACACACUUAAUCAUGACAGGCUAAGGACAGACAUUCCCUCUGCAUGCUAAGCUCAAGUGUCAGAUCAGAAGUCUCCAGCCUUAGGCUCUGAGUCCAGCAGAUGCACACUCACUCAGACCACGGUGAUCAGGUCAGGAGCCAAGGCAGGCUUCUCCUGGGGUGGGGCUGACAGCCGGCUGAGGAGAGGGUCAUAGAGAGAAGUCGUGGCUCUCACCAGGGUCAAGGUGUGGCCACAGAGUUUGAGAGCAGUGAGGAAGGUGCAGAGGAUCAGCAGAUGAUAAGAAUUGGGAUGUCAGUCUAGGUCCUCAUCAGGCUCUCCAGCAUGGGGGCAUCAGUGUCAGCUGGCUGAAUGUCUGUUCAUUUGCUCUAUCAUUUAUACUAAAUUUGGGGGCUUCUGACCACCCUUUCAAUCCCUAUCAGCUGCCACAGAUUUAUCAGUGAUAUUAUUUGCCUUUGGUCCCCACUCUGAUUUUCUUGUCUCUCUCCCUUAUUGGGGAGAGGACAACAUGCCAGAGACUUCACUCUGAGUUUGUCAGGAUGGGGAGAAGUGACUUCUUUAUGUCAGGCUAAGCCUGAUGAUCAUAUUGGAGGGCUCCGUAGGCAUGCCUAGUGAGACUGCAGGUUUCAAAGUGAAGUUUUUAUAAUUGCAUUGCUUAGGCUAAGGCCUAACACCAUCCUUAUACCCAGCUACUGGGAUCAUAGGCAUGUGCCACCAGGCCUGGCUUGUACUUGAAUUUCAAACAAACAAUUUUUAAAUACAGAUGCUCUUUGACUUAUUAUGGGGUUAUAUCCUGUUUAACCUAUCAUAAGUUGCAAAUAUUGUAAGCAAAAAGUUCAUUUAAAGCCAGGUGUGAUGACACACAUCUAUAAUUCCAACAACUGGAGAAGCUGCCUCAAAAUAAAAUAAAAAAGGCUGGGGAUGUGGCUCAGUGGUAGAGCACCCCUAGGUUCAAUUCCUAGUACUGAAAAAGGAAAAAAAAGUAUAUAAUACACCUAACCUGCAGGUCAUAGCUUAGUCUAGCCUAUCUUAGAUGUGCUCAGAACACUUAUAUUAAACAACAGCUGGACAAACCAUCUAACAGGAAAUCUAUUUUAUUUUACUUUGCAGUACUGGGGUUUGAACCCAGUGUGCUCUACCACUGAGCUACAUCCCCAGUCCUUUUUACUUUGAGACAAGUUCUUGCUAAGCUGCUGACUGGCCUAGAACUUGUGUCCUCCUGCCUAAGCCUCCUGAGUCCCUGGGAUUCCAGGACACACCACUUGACUGACUACAAAGCUAUUUCAUAGUGAAGUCUUGAAAUCUCAUGUACCAAGAGUGAAAACAAUAGUUUAAUGGGUACACUUCUAUGUCCACUGUGAGGUCAGGGAUUGCAAUACUUGGAACAUACUCAUAAAGUAUUUGCUGCUUAUCUGAAAUUCAACUUUAACUAUAUAUUCUGUACUUAUUGGAAACCCCGAGUGUGUGUGUGUGUGUGGGGGGAUCAACUAAUCCUUGUCCCAUCUGCAGCUCCUACAGACAGCAGCAUCCCUUAGCUGAUCCCAAAGCCAGAGGGGGCUAUUUAGACCAGGUGGUUUUCCAACCCAACCUAGAGCAGGGGAGUCAGAGGGGGCUCUUGAGCCCCUGAAUCUCUCUUCCCCAAAGCCUGGUGUCUCAGGCUAGCCUGAUUCUCAGGCUCUGAAGUCUGUUUGGGUUUUCCUGGUUCUGCAUUUUUGUUUCUGAUCUUGGAAAUUAUUAAAUGAGUCUCCUGAAUGGUGCCCAACUGGUGGCCUCUACAUCUGCCCCUUGACCCUCAAGUGGGUUGGCCCUCUCCAGUGUAUGAGAAAAAGUCUUGAGAACCACCAGAGCCCUCAAGAAAAGAGGAAGGUACAGCUUGUGGAGUGGUCUGAAGGGAAGGGGCGGCUCAACCAGGGACUGGAAAAGAGGAACCCAGCCUGGCAGGACCCACCUGGGGAAGGUCUUUGCUGCUGCUGAUGCCAGUAAAAAGAGGAUCCAGAGGAGGUGGGGGAGGGGAGUUUCCAGCCUGCCCACACUCUCUUUCCUGACAAGGAACGGGAACAGCGGCAGGAGCUGCAGGCCAGGAGUAAAUUCUGCCUCCUUGCUCCAGCAGCAGCCCUGUUUGACCUGGUCCUUGAGGGGAGGUAUACACCAGGGGACCCCAGGGGGUGGGUUAUCCCCAAUAACCUUGGAGGUGUCCAUUUGUGGUCAUCUUCGGUUAAGAAAGAGGGAGGUGCUGGGGCAGGACCUGCCGAGGGCGUGGCUGCGAGAUCUCGAGGUGUCAGCCUCAGGGCGGGGCAAAACUUGAGGUUCACACAUCGGAACCUUUGUGUGCCCGUCACUCUAGUAUCACCUCUUCCCUCAGCAACAGUGACUCACAAAGCUGGUCUGUGCCGGGUGGAUGCAGCCUCCCCAUGGUCCUGGAAGGUCUAGGUCACAAAGGCCAUUAGGGUCUAUCCAGAGGAGGUAUGUCCAAGGCUGCCCCGCUAGGCGCUCGCCCCCGCAGCCGCCCGCUGGGCCGGGCCUGGGCCCCCCUCUGAUACUUAGCCCAGUGACUGGGCCUCGGAUAGCACAGAGCCUUGGCACCAAUGUGUGUCAUCUGCUUCGUGAAGGCGCUGGUACACGUGUUCAAGAUCUAUCUGACUGCGAACUACACCUACAACUUCCGCAACUGGCCAGUGGACUUUCGCUGGGAUGACGUGCACGGCGCAGGCAGUGGUCACCGCGCACUGACGUGUGCUGCAGCAGCAGCGGGUGUUUGGCUACUGCGCGACGCGGCACUGGGCGGGGAUGUGCAGGGGCGCCCUCCGCAUGGGGCUCGAAGCCAGACACAGUGCCUCCUACAGCAGAUCCGGGAGCUGCCAGGGCAGCUCGCCAGUUACGCGCUGGCUCACUCACUAGGCCGCUGGCUCGUGUAUCCAGGCUCCAUGUUCCUGAUGACACGCGCACUGCUGCCGCUACUACAGCAGGGCCAAGAGCGCCUCGUGGAGCGCUACCAUGGCCGGCGCGCCAAGCUGGUUGCCUGCGAUGGCAAUGAGAUAGACACCAUGUUCAUGGAUCGCCGCCAGCAACCUGGUAGCCAGGGCCAUGGCCUGCGCCUGGUCAUCUGCUGCGAAGGCAACGCGGGCUUUUAUGAGAUGGGCUGCCUGUCAGCGCCACUUGAGGCCGGCUACUCUGUGUUGGGGUGGAACCACCCUGGCUUUGGCGGCAGCACAGGGGCACCCUUCCCGCAGCACGAUGCCAACGCCAUGGAUGUGGUGGUGAAGUACGCACUGCACCGCUUGCACUUCCCGCCCAAACACGUGGUGGUCUAUGGCUGGUCUAUCGGUGGCUUUACAGCUACCUGGGCCACCAUGACUUACCCAGAGCUGGGUGCACUGGUGUUGGAUGCCACCUUUGAUGAUCUUGUGCCACUUGCCCUGAAAGUCAUGCCCCACAGCUGGAAGGGACUGGUGGUACGAACAGUGCGGGAGCACUUCAACCUCAAUGUUGCAGAGCAGCUGUGCUGCUACCCUGGCCCAGUGCUGCUGCUCCGACGAACGCAGGAUGAUGUGGUCAGCACCUCAAGCCACCUGCCCACCCUGCCACCCAGCGACGUGGGGGGCAACCGUGGUAAUGAGCUGCUUUUGCGCCUGCUGCAGCACCGAUACCCAGCUGUGAUGGAACGUGAGGGCCAGGCUGUUGUGACCCGCUGGCUUCGAGCCAGCAGCCUGGCACAGGAGGCGGCUUUCUAUGCUCGCUACCGUGUAGAUGAUGAGUGGUGCCUGGCAACACUGCGUUCUUACCGUGAUUGCUGCCAGGAGGAGCUGGAGGACCAGGACUGGGGGCCACAUGGGCCUACUUUCCCCUGGCUUGUGGGCCAAGGUCUCAGCCCACGGCGGCGCCGGCAGCUGGCACUAUUUCUGGCACGCAAGCACCUCAAGAAUGUGGAGGCGACUCACUGCAGCCCACUGGAUCCCAAGGACUUCCAGUUGCCCUGGGAACUGUAGCGCAUGGCCCCCAAGGCUGAUGCAUUUGGGUACCUGUACACCUUCCAGGCCUUAGGACCGUUCCCCUUCUACACUCCCAACCAGAGAAGGUGGUCCUGCAGGGAGUCCUGACCUGGAGUCUGGGGAGGUUGGGUAGUAUGUGUGGAUCAUGCUUACCAUUCCCUGGGGUGUUCAGACCUUCCCUCUGUUUUUCUAUACCUCCCUUUCCUCUCUCUUCCACAAACAAUUUUGGACACAUGUCCCAGUUCCCAAAAGGAAUGCAAUGGUGAACCUGACCCAAUUUAUGGCAA
Molecule: messenger RNA, 6219 nt
Organism: Marmota monax (woodchuck)
Lineage: Eukaryota; Metazoa; Chordata; Mammalia; Rodentia; Sciuridae
Gene: Abhd16b
Product: abhydrolase domain containing 16B
Exons: 1
Coding region: 4529-5929 (466 amino acids)
Biological process (GO): monoacylglycerol catabolic process; phosphatidylserine catabolic process
Cellular component (GO): endomembrane system
Molecular function (GO): glycerophospholipase activity; monoacylglycerol lipase activity
Source: RefSeq, a predicted model, not a curated record